Gossypium raimondii (Peruvian cotton) is the source of this 2593-nucleotide messenger RNA. RefSeq lists its product as uncharacterized. The record is from RefSeq and is a predicted model, not a curated record. Lineage: Eukaryota; Viridiplantae; Streptophyta; Magnoliopsida; Malvales; Malvaceae. The transcript is spliced from 6 exons. The coding region runs from base 9 to 2165 and encodes 718 amino acids.
UCUCUAACAUGUUUCCCGAGUCGAUAGAAAUAUGGAAGAAAAACCCUCGAGCAAUUUUGGAGUUGAAGAACCUUAGCCAAAUGAUGUUUUAUCGAUGUAGCAGCUUGAAAUACAUUUUUACCUUGUCUAUGCUUUUGAGCCUCAAGCAAUUGGAAAGGAUAAACGUACAAGAAUGCGAUACAAUGGAACAAGUGAUUAGGGAAGACGAGGAGGAAGCAACAACACAUGAGUUCACAUUUACUCGACUCUUCUAUGUAAAAUUGGAGGCGUGUUUCAACUUGACAAAUUUUUAUUUGGGAAGUCGAGCUCUUGAAUUUCCAAAGUUAAGUGAUAUUAGGAUAGUUUGGUGUCCAAAAAUGACAGCAUUUUCUUCUUCAAUUUCAAGAGAGAGUGAAAAGGUGAUUGGCGAGCAAGGCGUGGGAGAUAAUACUACAACUUUAUUCUGCCACAAGGUUGUCAUUCCCAAUUUGAAGCAUCUGACUUUGUCCUCCAUUAACAUUCAUGAGAUAUGGCACCACCCAUCUUCCUUAUCUCUCAAACACUUACGGGUGGAAGGGUGUCACAAUUUGAAAUACCUGUUUCCGUCGUUCUUACUAAAAGAUCUUGUGCUGCUCCGACGUCUUAAAAUUAAAGACUGUAAUGCGAUGGAACAAGUAAUCUUCACGGAUGGAUUGGGUGCAGAAGAUCAAAGGAGGAAUCAUACGAUUUUCUCUAAACUAAAGUUGCUGUCACUGGGAGACCUUCCCAAACUCACAAAUUUCUGCUUUCAAAAUUACUCUGAAUUCCCAUGCUUAAAAAAGCUAACGCUAAAAAAAUGUCCUCUGCUGAAAACUUUCAUCUCUAAAUCUGUAUGUGGAGAUGAACCUCAAAUUCACCAACCUACACAAACAAAUGACUCUGCUGUCCUCAAUGAAAAGGUUGUUUUCCCUCGUCUGGAGAAGUUGCGGAUUCAGAAUUGUGAUUCGUUAGAAGAAAUAAUUGAGCUGCAAGGACUCAUUGCCAAUGAGUCACAGUCAACAUCAGCUACUCGGUCUACUAUGGCAGAAACAGUGACGACCAAGUUUGUAUUUCCCCAUGUAACGCACCUUGGAUUGGGUAAGUUGCCGAGAUUGAAAAGUUUCUUCUCUAGGAUGCAUACCAGCCAAUGGCCAUCCUUGAAACAAAUGGACGUUAUUGAAUGCCCCAAAGCACAGAUAUUUGGUGAGGUUCAAAUCUCAAACCAACAACCCUUGUUUUGCGUCAAUGAGGACACUUUCCCUGUUUUACAAGAUUUAACACUGACGACGAGUGAUAUGAUGAAGGGGAUAUGUGAUGGACAACUCUCAUUGCAGUGUUUCCCAAACCUCAAACUUCUUAACCUCCAAUUCUUUCCUGAGACAUCCACUACUCUUCCAUAUUCCUUCAUUCGCUCACUACCAAAGCUUCAGAAGCUUGUUAUAAACAAUGCUUCCAUUUCUGAAUUAGUCCGGUCUGAAGGACUCGGCCACAAGGAAAGACAUACAUCAGCGUUCUCUCAGUUAAAGGAAUUAAGCUUGUCUGAACUUCCAGAGUUGACAUUAAAGACUUUGUUUGAAGGACUCAUCAAUGAGGAAAGGCACACAUCGGCAUGCUAUCAGUUAGAGGCGUUAAGGUUGUCUCAACUUCCAGAGCUAACGUUAAAGACUAUAGAGCCAUUUUUGUUGUCUUUCAAAAAUCUAUUAAGUAUGGAAGUUUCAAGAUGCCAUGGAUUCAUCAAUCUAAUGGCAUGCUGGACAGCAAAGAGCCUGACGCUACUAGAAAGCCUGAGCAUAGAUGAUUGUGAGAUGAUACAAGAAAUCAUAGCAUGUGAGGGUGAAGAAAUACAAGGCAACAUUGUUUUCCCCAAACUGAAGUAUUUGGAACUAAGUUGUCUGCCAAGUCUAGCAAGCUUUUCCUUGGCGCAUCACUUGUUGGAGUUCCCAGUCUUGCAAAUGGUGAAGGUGAAAAAGUGCCCCAAAAUGAAGAAUUUCUGUCAAGGAGAGUUAAGCACACCAAGGCUGGAACAAGCGCACUUAACAGGAGAUGAGGACGGUGAACUGCAGUGGGAAGGCGAUCUUAACACUAGCAUAAAACAUAUGUUCGAUGAAAUGAGUGUUCAAAAUUCUCAAGCGGUCGAGGUUACUGAUCAGUUGCUCCAAAUGAAAUAAGGAAAUAUGUUGGGGUCCGUGUGAGACAAGCUCAGUUUCAUUUUAAUUCAAACCAAAUGGUUGAGUUGCUCUAUUGGAGUAUGGGGGCGUCCACUUUCCUUUAUUCAGUUUUUGCAAAUCCACUAUUGAACUGUUGCAUUUCACAUUAUAAACCUAAGUGUUGAUUUUGAAGUGCAUCAUGUUUGGCACUGGGAAUUACAAACUUGAAAACUUUUUGUAGUAAGGUUGACCCCAGUUUUACGGAUGCAUUUCAGCCACAUUAUACUUUUUGCUGGUAUUUUUGUAUCAGCUUGGGGGAUUAGACGAUUUAACUAAGAUUGCUACUCAUUUUGGGUGUGCUUGUUUCAUCUUUUUUUGUUCUCUCUAUAAAGAAUAUUAUGUACUUAUUUCAGUAUUUUGAUGAAAAGUUGAAGCUAAUAUCUCUUCAA